This is a messenger RNA of Girardinichthys multiradiatus, 1541 nucleotides long. Its product is annotated as neurotrophin receptor-interacting factor homolog. NCBI's taxonomy places the organism in Eukaryota, Metazoa, Chordata, Actinopteri, Cyprinodontiformes, Goodeidae. The record is from RefSeq and is a predicted model, not a curated record. The transcript has 2 exons. Bases 457 to 1089 code for a protein of 210 amino acids.
UUUAAACGCCAGGUGUGUUAGAUCAGGGAGGAGGCUCUCCCUCCUGUUGUUGGAAUGUAUGUCAUGCUGUGAACUGGAAUGAGAUGUUUGAAGAACGGCAUAAAAAAAAAGUCAGAGCUCUACAAUUGCUGGAUUCUGUCUGGAUUUUUUUUCAUCGCAAACCAACACUUGGUGUCAGAAGAGGGAUGCAACGCCGAUGUCCAGAUAAGUGCUAAUUAUGGGUCCAAAGCAGCAGACGAAAAGCCUCAAGGUGGCAGAAGCAGCGCCAGUGGAGGAGCCAGAGCAGGAAGGAGCUACAGGUCAGUCCAGUGAUGAAACAACAUCUGUGGACAUGAGCAACAUUGCUGGAAAGAUGUCUUCAGUUCCAGAGUGACUUUGUUGAAAGAUGGGACAAAGAAAAGAGUAAGCAAGAAAGGAGAUGGCACCAGAUACAAGUUGAAGUUGGCAAUCUGAGAGAUGAUCUGGGGAAGCAGCAGAAGACUGAAGAUAAAGCUCAAGCUGGCCCCUCUUCAGAAGCAGUACAAAGAGCAUGGACUCAAUCGGAUAUUCCAAAGUUUUGAGGAGGGAGAUGACAUUGAACAAUACCUGACAACCUUUGAAAGGUUAGCAACAGCAUACCGGCGGCCCGAGAGGGACUGGGCAGUAAGGUUGGUACCUCAUCUCACCAGUAGGGCCCGAACAGCAUAUGUGGCCAUGGCUGCAGAGGAUUCCUGUGAUUAUGCUGAAGUAAAAGCAGCCAUCUUAACAAAGUAUGAGAUUAAUGAAGAAAUGUACCGACAACGAUUUAGAGAGCCGGAGGUCCAUGUAAAUGAAACCCCCCGAGAGUUCUAUAACCAUCUGAAAGACCUUUACCUGAAAUGGAUGCAACCUCAAGGAAAAAGAAAGGAUGAUAUUGGGGAGAUUCUCAUCUUUGAACAGUUCUACAGUUCUUUGUCACCAGAGCUGAGAAUAUGGGUCAAAGAGAGGAACCCAGCAUCGGCACAAGAAGCAGCAGAACUUGUUGAAAACUUCUUGGCUGCAAGACGGGGACCAAAAACCUUCCGAUACAACCUUCAACAGAAGGCCAGCUUAAUGCAGGAUUUCGUCUGAAAUGCAGCCACUGUGUAAUGACUGUAAUUGAGAUAUAUGUUGGCCAAUAUUAUUUCUACCACUAAUGACCCUGGCCCGUGUUGCAGAGGGAGGAAGGAAUGUCACCUAUCUGUGUUUGCCCUUGGUGGACACUGAAGACUUAUUGCUGAUAUUACUCCACACCAUACAGAAAUGAGGUGUUUACAUGGAAACCACCAGGGCUAUGAACAAACACAACUGGAAUCAAGGACAUCCAGCUAUUUCGUCCACUCAUCUGUAAAAGCAGACAGUUAUUUUGCAUUAUUAAAGUUCUCUGUUUUAUCUGAGCUAAUUUAGUCACAUAUUCUCCUUUGUCUCUGAAGUGAAAAACUAAAGGGUUGUAAUGGGAGUACAAAUUGGUUUUUUGUAAACAGCAUUUUUCUAUUAGUAAAACAGUUUUAUAUCAAAAUGCAUCCUGUUGGUCUGUUUCCACU